Molecule: messenger RNA, 147 nt
Organism: Racocetra persica
Lineage: Eukaryota; Fungi; Glomeromycota; Glomeromycetes; Diversisporales; Gigasporaceae
Source: the annotation of a GenBank genome assembly
AAUAUGCCAAUGUUCAACCACCAAUUUAUUAAUAACGAUCAUCAAAACGGUUCACCAUCAAGUAGUAAAGCUAGAAUCCCAGAUAUAAAUAAUAAAAGUUUCCCUAAUGACCAUUUAAGAAGUGAGAUUGCUAGACGUGCUAUAGCU